AUGUCGCUGAGCUCAGAGGAGGAGGAAGAGGACCCGUUCCUCUCCGACGGGGAGGACGGCAACGAGAACGACCUCCCCAGCGACCUUGAGGACGAUCUCGACGACGAGGACCCCUUCGGCCCCGCGCAGCAGCAGCAGCCGCCGCCGACGCAGUCGCAAAUGCUCUCCUUCGGCCCGCCCUACUACGGCCGGCCCCCGACCCCGCUGCCGCCCUCGCCGUCCCUGACGUCGCUCCUGCGGCCGUCGCGCCCGACCACACCGGACGCCAGCGACGACGAGGGCCUCAACAGCGCCGAGCCGGUGCCGCGCGCCUCGCCCAAGGUGCCCACCUACGAGUACUACGGCUUCGUGCUGUACCUCUUCUCGUCGCUCGUCUUCCUCAUCUACCUGCUGUGGUCCUACCUGCCCUCGCCCUUCCUGCACGUCCUGGGCAUCUACUACUACCCGAACCGCUGGUGGAGCCUGGCCAUCCCCUCGUUCCUGGUCAUGCUGCUCGUCUACAUCUUCGUCGCCCUCGCCCUCUACAACACCGAGUACCUGACGCUGCCGCUCAACAACCUCGAGACGAUCGUCGAUGACGCGGGCAAGAUAGCCGUCGUCGACGGGAAGGGCCGCAUCGUCACCAGCGAGGAAAGGAGGAGGAACCUGGAGCGGGAGCGCGAGAGGGAGGGCCAGCGGGGCAGGGCGCACCAGAGGAAGACGAGCUGGAACGGAUACCCCUUCUCCAGGGACAGGGAGGUCGACUGGCGGGAGUGCUGGAACGAAGGGACGGACGCCGUGAUGGACGUGCCGCUGGCGGGCGUGUGCGAGAUCCUCUACGGCGGUGCCAGAGGCGAGGACGACUACAUUUUCAAUGCAAAUUGA
Diaporthe citri is the source of this 864-nucleotide messenger RNA. RefSeq lists its product as uncharacterized. NCBI's taxonomy places the organism in Eukaryota, Fungi, Ascomycota, Sordariomycetes, Diaporthales, Diaporthaceae. The record is from RefSeq and is a predicted model, not a curated record. The transcript has a single exon. The coding region runs from base 1 to 864 and encodes 287 amino acids.